Phoenix dactylifera (date palm) is the source of this 1002-nucleotide messenger RNA. RefSeq lists its product as uncharacterized. The record is from RefSeq and is a predicted model, not a curated record. NCBI's taxonomy places the organism in Eukaryota, Viridiplantae, Streptophyta, Magnoliopsida, Arecales, Arecaceae.
AUGGAGGCGAGCUUGGGUGACAAAGGGAAGCGAAACCAUCUGAAGGCACCUGAGAAGGGUUGGACGUGGGCAAAUGUGGUUAAGGGCUUGUCGAGGAUGCCGACCUGGACCAAUCACCAAAUCACAACGGCGGAGCUGGAAGCUCCGAAAUGGCGCUUCACGGAUGUGGUGGAGAUCUCGCCGGAGAAGAUGGAGGUGGCCAGGGCGGCGUGGCGUGAUACCGCGGUGAUCAUGCGAAGCCUGGGUCAUCGCGUGCCAGUGGAAUGGAUUAACCGGGAGUUGCGGGUGGCCAGGAAACUCGACUACGACGUCGAGGAGUUCAUGAUGGCGGACGAGACCUCUACGUUUCGAUUUCGGUGUGAGAAGGAUCGGGAGGCUGCCAUGGAAGGUGGGCCUUGGCUGGUGGCUGGUCAGCUCCUGACUAUGGAGCGCUGGCGGCCAAACUUUGUUACGGAGACCAACCAGUUGUGUCGGACGGUAGUUUGGCUCCGGCUGCCAAGUUUGCCGAUGGAGUACUGGACGAAGGAGCUGAUCUGGGGUAUCACAACGAAGGCCGGACGACCUUUGGCACUGGACAAGGUCACCGACCAGGGACGGAAACUUGGUUUCGCCCGUGUCAAGGUUAAGGUGGAUGCGGGUGUGCCGAUCCGGCCAGGGACUUUCAUCCAGGUAGGAUCCGACCUACAUUGGCAGGCUUUCUACUACGAAAACCUACUUGGUUUCUGCUACAAGUGUGCCCGGCUGGGGCACGGAGAGGGAGCUUGCCCUUUUCCUUCCACGGCUUCGGCGAUGCCCGAAGAUCUAGGAGAUCAGUGCUCCCAGCAGAUUGAGACGAAGGAGCCCCCCCAGGAGCCAUCAUCUGAGUUGAAGAAGGGGGAUGGUAUGGGGAGUCGGCUUCCCUUUAGCCCGUGGCUGACAACAACCAAGGUAUGGCAGCCGAAGGCGAACAAGCCGAAGAAGAAGGCCACCGUGACGAAGGUCGUCCAAACAACGCCAGUGUAG